AUGGCAUCAGGCAUGCAUGCAGCCGCUGUAGGACAGCUCGGACCUUGCAGGUCCACAAGGUCAGGCGCCGAUGUAGUGGGGCUCGAUGCGACGGAGCCGGUCGAGAUUGUGUUACUUUCUGAGCAUCGGUCACAGCAGGCAGCGCAGAUCCUGCAAGAGCAAGGGCGGAAAUCGAAACCGAUGGCACAGGCUCGCAAGAUGUUGGCUUGCACCGAAAAGCAGAUGCCGGUGUCGGAAGCUUCCACCAGGUCCUCCAUCUCGACCACAUUCCUGGAGGCCCAGUCACGCCUGGGACGCACCGUGUGUCGGAGAGUGCCGCUCUUGUCCUGGUGUCGCGAGAUGUCAUGCAAGAGCGUUCGCGCAGACAUCAUUGCCGGGCUGACAGUCGGAGUCAUGGUCAUCCCGCAGAGUAUGUCUUACGCAAACAUCGCAGGACUCCCGUAUCAAUAUGGAAUGUAUGCGGCGUGUGUUCCUGCUCUGGUGUACGCAAUCUUCGGCCAGUCGAGGCAGCUUGCCGUCGGGCCGGUGGCCAUGGUUUCACUGCUCAUCAACGCGGGUUUGAUGGCGCAGAUACAGAGUGGCCCGUGUCCUGGAUGGGAUCCUCGUUUCGGUGAAGGCAGCAAGGGCCAACUCUCCGCCGAGGACGAGUUCUGCAAGAACGAGUACGUGAAGUUGGCUGUUUUUACCUCUGCCGUGAUGGGGCUGAUGCAGAUUGCGGCCAUGAUCCUCAGGAUGGGCUUCCUGGUCACCUUCUUGGGCCAUCCUGUGACCAGUGGCUUUACCAGCGGCGCAGCCAUCAUUAUCGGCCUGAGCCAGCUAAAGUACAUGCUAGGCAUCCAUUUGGACAAGUCUCAGUACGUCUACGUGACUCUGAUCGAACUUGUGCACAAGGUCGGACACACCAAAUGGAUGACGCUUCUUCUAGGAGUACUCUCCCUGGCGUUCCUCCUCCUCGCCAAGGAGAUCUCCAAACGCAAACCGAGGUUCUCCUUGGUCGGGCCGCUGGCUCCCUUGUUCUGCUGUGCCGCUGGAACUCUUCUGCUGUGGCUUUGCGAACCCUUGCGUGAGCAGUUCGAGGUGAGCUAUGUUGGCCAAGAUGGUCCAAUUCCUUCGGGCAUCUUCCCCCUGAGCCUCGAUGCCUGGGAUCCGUCAAAUUUUUUCAAGGUACUUCCCACUGCCCUUUCGUGUUGCCUCAUCGGCUACAUGGAGUCGAUCGCCAUUGGCAAGAACCUGGCUGCCAAGCACGGCUACGAGCUGGAAGCCGGCCAGGAGCUCUUGGCCCUGGGAUUGUCGAAUUUGGUGGGUGCCAUGUUUUCCGCAUAUCCUGUCACAGGCAGUUUCUCCCGCUCUGCUGUGAACAACGCGACCGGUGCCGUGUCCCAAUUCGCUGGCCUGAUCACGGCCCUCGUCAUGCUGUGCACGCUCCUUUUCCUCACACCAUUAUUCAACUACUUGCCUGAUUUUGUGCUGGCUGCAAUCGUCAUUAGCUCCGUGGCCCCGCUAGUGGCAUACAAGGAGGCCAUGAAACUGUGGCGCGUCAAGAAGCAGGAUUGCUUCCUCUGGGUUGCAGCCUUUCUUGGAACUCUGUUCCUCGGCGUGCUUCAGGGCAUUGCCUUGGCAGUCGGCCUUUCACUGUCCAUUGUCAUCUACGAAUCGGUGAGGCCCCAGAUCGCGAUUCUCUGGCGCCUCCCUGGAACCACCAUCUACCGGAACGUGAAGCAGGACCCGCAUGGAUCCUUCGUGCCGAACGUCUUCAUCGCCCGCAUUGGGAGCAGCAUAUAUUUCGCGAAUGCCUACUUCAUCAAGGACUGGUUGCAGGAGCGUAUCUCCGCCCUGGAACACAUCAACCGAACGGAGUACAUCGUUCUGGAAAUGACUGCCGUUGUCAGCGUGGACUCUACAGCGCUUAACGUGUUGGAGGACGUGGUGAACGACUUCCGCGGUCGAGGCUGUGGCAUUCAGAUUGCUUUUGCCAUGGUGGGCAACCGCUUGGACAGGACCUUCCGGAAAAGUGGAUUGACAAACUCGGUCGGGGAAAAAUGGUUCUUCCCCACGGUGCAUGACGCCGUGGUGGGCUGUCUCCGGCAUCAGAAGGCCAAGAGGAAGUUGCUCGCGACAGUCCGUGGCAUGAAUUCCGUCGUGCCCAGCAGCAACCUGGCGGUCCUUGGUCCUGGCGGAACGAUUACAGACUGCGGCUCGGAGGUAAGCGGCGCAGGGGCGACGGGUGGCGAGACAGACCUCCAGUCGGCCACAGACCUGGAGGUCGGCCUGCCUCUCUCCAAAAGUCAGGAGGACCUCUUGGAUAUCGAGGAGAACCCAGUCCACAUGGGAAAUGAAAUAGGCUUCAGCAAUGAUGUCCACCACUCGUGCACCGUGAUUUUCAUCAACAUGAAAGAGGAUGUGCCGAUGAUCAUGUCAGACAUUACCGCAAUCUUCCAGCGGCGUGGCUUGACCAUCUGCCGGGCAAACAUCGAGGCGAUGGAUGAUGAGCGCGGGACUGGACCAGCGUGUCGACCACGUGGAGCCUCACAUGUCUAUCACAUUCGGAGCCUGACGACCCACGGCAAGCUCCAGGACUCGGAGCUCCUGGGUCUCAAGAAAGACCUUCUGGAGCUGUGGCACUGCUUCGUGGACUCCCGAUGA
Messenger RNA from Symbiodinium sp. CCMP2456, 2643 nucleotides. NCBI's taxonomy places the organism in Eukaryota, Dinophyceae, Suessiales, Symbiodiniaceae. The record is from the annotation of a GenBank genome assembly.